Molecule: messenger RNA, 921 nt
Organism: Anthostomella pinea
Lineage: Eukaryota; Fungi; Ascomycota; Sordariomycetes; Xylariales; Xylariaceae
Source: the annotation of a GenBank genome assembly
AUGUCCACAAAGCCGCCCUCUCGGGUGGUCUUUGUCGGCAACAUCCCCUAUGGCCUCUCCGAAGAACAGAUCAGCGAUAUCUUCACCACCGCUGGCAAGGUUCUGAACUUCCGACUCGUCUACGAUCGCGAAACUGGACGCCCGAAAGGCUUUGGCUUUGCCGAGUACCCUGACGCAGAUUCCGCCGCUUCAGCCGUCCGUAAUCUGAACGACUAUGAAAUUAUGGGUCGCAAGCUUCGAGUCGACUAUAGUACAGAGGGCCGCGUUGAUGGUGACGACAGUAAUAAUUCGUCAUCCGGUUACGGGCAGGCUACCAACGGCGCAUCACAAUUCGUCCCUCAACCGACGACAGCGGGCUCCCUACCUCCCCUGCCGCCGGGCAAAGAGCUGCCUCCCGGAGUCAGCGCUACCGAUGCCAUCUCUCGCACUCUCAACACCCUUCCUCCCGCCCAGCUUCUCGACAUCCUCUCCCAGAUGAAACAACUUGCGACAACAGACCCGACACGGGCAACGGAGCUUCUUACACAGGCGCCGCAACUCUCGUUUGCCAUCUUCCAGGCUCUGCUGCUGAUGGGCCUCGUCUCGUCCGACGCUAUACACUCAGUUAUCGAGACUGGCGGCGCUGCGCCCCCUGUCAUUGCGCAACCCGUUCCCGGCUAUCCUCCCUCUGCGAUGCCCGCCUUUGCAGCUCCUGCGAACCCUACACCCCCUGUGCCCACGCCGUAUGCGCCGCCCGCGGUAUCGGCACCACAGGCCAGCUAUGCGCCGCCUGCGGCCAAUCCACCCGCUGCGCAACAAGACCCGGACUCGCUCAUGCAGGCAGUCAUGAACCUGCCGCAGGAGACGAUCGAUCAGUUACCCGAGGCAGAACGCCAGCAGAUCAUGGCCCUACGUGCGACCUUUUCUGGUCAACGACGUUGA